AAGCCGUCGCUUGCUCAUCCUGCAGGCUCUUGGCACUUCGGAAAUACCACCUCUCUCACAAGUUAGAUGAGGCACCGGGAAACAGGCAAUUUGCUGCUUCUUUGGCCACUGCAAGGAAGUACUAGUGCGUGCUAAAGGGGGUGCUCUGAUCAGAGGCUCUGCACAUUACGAUAGCCAAGAGCUCAAGGACAGCGCGAGGUAGCCGCUAGCUAGCCAUGAGCGGCUUCGCGGGGCAGAGGUCCAGGCCGUGGGUGGGGAUGGCGGGUGCCGCCACCCCUUCGGAGCCUUCCGCCGCCGGCGACGCCAGGGACGACGCCGCGGCCGCCUCGUCCAUGAAUGGCCCCGGCCUCGGCACCGACGCCUCCUCGAACGCCAGCGCCAUCUCCUUCGGCUUCGCGGCGACGGCCGUCCUCGUCUCCAUGUUCCUCCUCAUGGCCAUCUUCGAGCACCUCAUCAAGCCCGGCCUCGCCUCCUCCUCCCCAGGCUCCCACGACGACGAGGACGUCGAAGGCGGCAGCGGCCGCGGCUUGCCCCCCGCUCGCCUGCACCAGCACGACGCGUCGCCGGACAAGCACAGGCGCUCGCCCAAGGUGGAGCCCGUGGCGGCCGCGGCGGACCUGACGGUGCUGAUGCCGGGGCACCGGUACCCGACGUUCCUCGCGCAGCCGGCGCCUCUUCCACUUUGCCACAGGGAGGGCGUGAGUUGGCCUCCCCACGAGCGUCGCCUUUCUUUUCUGCCCCCUUGAUUCUCAAUCCGUUGUUAUUUUUUCCCUUUGGUCUGUACAGACUCUGUGCAAGGCGAAUGUUGGCAUGCUGGAUGGACGGGCCUGGUUGCUUACAUGUUCAUAAGGCUUAGAUGGGCCAUGCAUGUCUGUUCUUUGCACAUUGCAAAACCAUCGUUUCGAGCCUGAGAAAUUUGAUUCGUCAAGUCUUUUUUC
Phragmites australis (common reed) is the source of this 938-nucleotide messenger RNA. RefSeq lists its product as uncharacterized. The record is from RefSeq and is a predicted model, not a curated record. The coding region runs from base 216 to 746 and encodes 176 amino acids. The transcript is spliced from 3 exons. Lineage: Eukaryota; Viridiplantae; Streptophyta; Magnoliopsida; Poales; Poaceae.